This is a messenger RNA of Drosophila melanogaster (fruit fly), 2455 nucleotides long. RefSeq names its product Caldesmon-related protein (gene Crtp). The record is from RefSeq and is marked reviewed. The transcript is spliced from 2 exons. NCBI's taxonomy places the organism in Eukaryota, Metazoa, Arthropoda, Insecta, Diptera, Drosophilidae. Bases 89 to 2326 code for a protein of 745 amino acids.
CUGUUUUCUGAGGAGAUCAUACAUACAACACCCUUGCCGAAUCAACAACAUUACGAACUGAUCCUAUAUUCAUGUUGCCAUAGCCAAAAUGAAUGUGUGCAAGCCCAAGGAAGUGGGUCCCGAUGGACUUUUUGUCCGGAAGCGCUUUACGCGGCAUCCGGUGGUGAUCUCGGCCAAGCGGUUUGCAGCCAUAAAGGGACGUUCUCGCCAGGAUGAGAAGCAUGCCCAAAUGGAGGCCGUCGAGGAGGAACGCAGGUAUCGGCAGUACCUGAAGGACGGCAACGAGCUUCUUUGCAGCCUGUUCACAGAUCCCAAUGCUCCGAAGGUCAAGAAAUCAGCUAGGGCGCAGAGCAAGGAAGCCAUGGCAGUGGUAAAGGAUGUGGACACAAAGUUGGCGGACGAGCGGCUGCGCAAGCAAAGGAUCUUGCGAGCCAAUCGUCUACUGGAUCAACUGAAGCCCGGACCCCGCGCUCUGCACCAGGCGCUCAUUUACAGCGAAAUGAUUCAUCAGAGGAAGUACAAUGAGGCCCUUAACGAGGAGAUAGCGGAGGCAGCCCGUGCCCAGGAAAGGGCCGAUGAGGAGAUGUGUCCUGCGGCCCUGGUGCCCUUCGGCCACGCCACCGAGGAGGAGGAGGUGGCCAGGCAGACCGCGAAGAAUAUGGAACAUGCCGAGCUCAUGCGGGCGGACAUCGCGCAGCGGGCAAGGAUCAGGGAGGCCGAGCGGGAGCAACGGGUCUUCGAGGAGCAGGUGGAUCGGGCUCAGUACAAGUGUCUGCAGGACAAGGAGGAGAAGGCGCUCAAAGAGAAGAAGGCCCGGAAAAUCGCCUUCAAUCGAAAGGCCUACAAGGAGGCCCUCCAAGAGAAGGCGGAGAUUGCAGAACACGAGCGGAUUUGCGACGCCAUUGACGACCGGCGCAACUGUGUUUACAUCGUGGCUAGUCGCAAUCUGGACAGUCGCUAUGGAAGCCACGUGAAGCAGCUGCGGCAGAAGCGUCAGGAGGAGAGGGAGCUACAGGCACUCCGUGUCUCCCAGGCGCAGCAAGUGCUUCAAAAGAAGCUGGAAGAGCGCCAGAUUGACGCGGAGGACCGCCAUGCCUUUGAGACGCAGGUGGACGACAGCCGGCGUCAGUGCGAAAGGGAGAUGCUGGCCAAGGAGCGCCGUGCGUAUCAGAAAUUGGAGCGGAAGCAGGACGCCGAGAAGCUCCGCCGCCAGCAGGAGCUGCAGCGCUUCCAUGUGGCGCGCCGCCUUAAGAACGCCGAGGCGAAUCGCUUCUUCGAUGCCUCUCAGAAGCGAAAGAGGGACAAGGUAAAGGAGGAGCUGCGCAACGUUCUCUUUGGCCAGCGGGAAGAGUUCCUCGAGAAGCGGCGCGCCGAGCUAAUGAACCUGGCCGCCUGCAAUGAGGAUCCAUACCUGGAGGAUGACAAGAAGUUCUUUGAGCAGGCGGUCGAGAUCAUGGAGGAGUCGAGAAAGGUGGGGCGACCUCUCUAUCCCAUUGCCACCGCCGUAGAUCGCUACGAGCGGCAGAACCAGCUGGACAUGCGACCAGAGGGCAGGAUGGUGAAGAGAAGCAGUCUAAGGGACUACUGCUGGCCAGGAUUCUUUUCCAAGGCGGAACUGGCGUACCGCAAGUACGAGCAGCGGGAGAAGUGCCGCGAGGAGCAGGUGGCCGAUCGCCACCAGAUUUACUGCAACUCGGUGAAGAUCAAGAAGCUGGCCGAGGUGGAGAAGCCAUACAUUCCCUGUGUCGCCUCCUGUCCCAUCAAUUGCUUUCACCGAAGGGGAAUGCCCGACACGGACAGCAAAGAGUCCUUUGACUAUGGCCGUCAUGUUUGCUAUACGGAUACUCCUACGGUCGCCGCUUGUCCCGGUCCCAUGCAGGUGAUCCACAAUGACCCGCUGGAUAACCAGAGGAAAAUCAGCCAGCUUUCCAUGAAGCUGCCGCCCAUGCCGGACUUGACCAAAAGUGUACAGCCCAAUUUCCGAAGUGUUGUGGGCAAGGCUUUGACUACCCUCAACAAACCAGACUUGGCUCCCAAUUCCAGGGAAUCAGGUUCCAGCCUGAAAGGUCCUCCUCCGCUUACUAGUCCACCCAUCAGCACAUCCAAGCCCACUGCACCGGAACCAAAACUUGCCGAGGCCAAAGAUGUGCCCCUUCCCAAAUCCCAGCCUCCAGUGAGAAGUAAGAUGAAGAGGAACUCCAAAAGAGCUGGUUCCGCGGUGGCAACUCCUCCAACUGGUAACGAUAGGCCAGCACCCGUGCCCAAUCCCACUGGAACCUGGGGAUCCGGAUCCCUACAGCCAGAUUCAAAGAAAAAAGCCAAGUAACCAGGAAUCAUCGCAUCCACUUUAACAAAAUUUACGUUUCUCGGUCUUAUUGUAUUAAUGUUUUCCGUUGGCAAAGAUAAAUAUAGAAAAAAGGAUGCUCGGCCAUCAUCGAAUGGAGCCAGACAGCUG